Funneliformis mosseae is the source of this 6531-nucleotide messenger RNA. NCBI's taxonomy places the organism in Eukaryota, Fungi, Glomeromycota, Glomeromycetes, Glomerales, Glomeraceae. The record is from the annotation of a GenBank genome assembly.
AUGUUAUUUUCAGGAGGGAAUGAUUUAAAAAAUGCUCCAAGAAGUCUCGUGAGAGAAUUUGUAGAAAAAAAUAAUGGUCACACUGUAAUCACAAAAAUUUUAAUAGCGAAUAAUGGUAUAGCGGCUGUCAAAGAGAUUAGAUCUAUUAGAAAAUGGGCUUAUGAAACAUUUGGUGAUGAAAGGGCCAUACAGUUUACUGUGAUGGCUACUCCCGAAGAUUUAAAGAUUAAUGCUGAAUAUAUUCGUAUGGCUGAUCAAUAUAUCGAAGUACCUGGUGGUUCCAAUAAUAAUAAUUAUGCUAAUGUUUCAUUAAUCGUUGAUAUCGCCGAGCGUACGGGUGUUCAUGCUGUUUGGGCUGGUUGGGGACAUGCAUCCGAGAACCCUAAAUUGCCUGAAUCAUUAGCGCGGAGUAAAAAUAAGAUCGUUUUCAUCGGUCCUCCUGGUUCAGCGAUGCGUUCGUUAGGUGAUAAAAUAUCAUCUACGAUCGUUGCCCAAUCUGCAAAUGUACCCACGAUGGAUUGGAGUGGUAAUGGCGUCACCCAAACUGAAUUUGAUGAACAUGGUCAUGUUAUUGUUUCCGAAAAUGUGUACGAGAAGGCGUGCGUCAAGGAUGUGGAUGAUGCGUUAAAUGAAGCAAACAUCAUUGGAUUUCCUAUUAUGAUCAAAGCUUCAGAAGGUGGAGGGGGGAAAGGAAUUAGAAAGGUGGAAAAUCCAGAUAAUUUUAAGCAAGCAUUUGCUCAAGUUCAAGGUGAAGUUCCCGGUUCACCGAUUUUCAUCAUGCGACUUGCUCGAGAUGCUCGUCAUCUCGAAGUUCAAGUAUUAGCGGAUCAAUACGGUAAUGCGAUCUCCUUGUUUGGAAGAGAUUGUUCUGUUCAAAGACGUCAUCAAAAGAUCAUUGAAGAGGCUCCCGUUACGAUUGCAAAACAAGAGACAUUUGAGGCGAUGGAAAGGGCUGCUGUUAGAUUGGCUAAAUUAGUUGGUUAUGUUAGUGCGGGAACCGUAGAAUAUCUUUACAGUCAUGAGAAUGAUUUUUUUUGUUUUCUUGAAUUAAAUCCAAGAUUACAGGUUGAACAUCCUACGACCGAAAUGGUUUCAGGUGUGAAUUUACCCGCUGCUCAAUUACAAAUCGCUAUGGGAAUUCCACUUCAUCAAAUUCGUGAUAUUAGAGUACUUUAUGGGUUGGCGCCAAGUGGAACUUCCGAGAUCGAUUUUGAUUUUUCGGAUCCCGAGUCUCUUCAAACUCAAAGGAGACCUGCUCCAAAAGGUCACGUAAUAGCCGUUCGCAUAACGGCGGAAAAUCCUGACGCAGGAUUUAAGCCAAGUAGUGGUAUGGUGCACGAACUUAAUUUUCGUAGUAGCACUAACGUUUGGGGAUAUUUCUCGGUUAAUUCUGCCGGUGGCCUUCAUGAAUUUGCUGAUUCUCAAUUUGGUCAUAUUUUCGCUUAUGGUGAGAAUCGUCAACAAUCUCGAAAGAAUAUGAUUGUCGCGCUUAAGGAAUUGUCGAUUCGUGGGGACUUUAGAACCACAGUGGAAUAUUUAAUUAAAUUGCUUGAAACCCAAGCGUUCGAAGAAAACAGUUUUACAACGGGAUGGUUGGACAUGUUAAUAUCUGAUGAAAAUCUAACGGCCGAAAAACCCGAUAAAAUGUUGGCCGUGAUAUGCGGUGCGGUUACCAAGGCUUAUACCGCAGCCAUGGAAUCCAUUUUGGAAUAUAAAAGUUUCUUGGAGAAAGGACAAAUCCCUUGCAAGAAUGUCUUGCGCACCGUCUUCAUCAUCGAUUUUAUUUAUGAAGGGGUCCAUUAUAAAUUUACCGCUACCAGAUCAGCUCCAGAUUCUUUCACGCUAUAUUUGAAUGGAUCAAGGGUCCAAGUUUCUGUACGUGCUCUUACCGAUGGUGGGUUAUUAGUUUUGUUAGACGGGAAGAGCCAUACUUGUUAUUUCCGCGAAGAAGUUCAAGGAAUGAGGAUGAUGAUUGAUAGUAAAACUUGUUUACUUGAACAAGAAAAUGAUCCAACACAACUUCGUUCACUCUCUCCUGGAAAGCUUGUGAGAUUUUUGGUGGAUUCUGGUGAUCACGUAAAAAGAGGUGAUGCUUACGCUGAAAUCGAAGUGAUGAAAAUGUAUAUGCCGCUUAUCGCAACAGAAGAUGGUAUCGUUCAAUUUAUAAAGCAACAAAACUCGACACUUGAAGCCGGUGACAUUAUUGGUAUCCUCACCCUUGAUGACCCAAGUCGAGUUCGUCACGCGUUACCUUUUGAGGGACAGCUUCCUGCAAUGAAUCCGCCCGUUAUAGUCGGCGACAAAGCUCAUCAGAGAUAUUGUGAGGUCAAGUAUAUCCUUGAAUGUAUAUUGGAUGGUUAUGAUAAUCAAGCAAUGUUACAGAGUAGCGUCAAAGAAUUAAUUGAACUUUUAGAAAAUCCUGAUCUUCCUUAUUUAGAAUCUCAUGCAGUACUUUCAGCGCUCUCCGGAAGGAUCCCAGCCAAGCUUGAAACGGCUUUAAUGAGAGUCUCUAACGAGACCCAAAGUCAAAGAUUAGAGUUUCCUGCAAAACGAUUAAAAGAAAUGAUUGAUAAUUAUUCUCUCGAUUUUGUAAAUCCUUCAGACCUUUCAAGUUUUAAUUCUGUGAUCACUCCCGUGAAUGACAUUCUUGAGCGAUAUAUUUAUGGUCUGAAAUACCUAAAGUGGAAUGAUAUCACUUAUUUGUUAAACAAGUAUCAUGACGUUGAAGUUUUGUUCUCGAAUUCGGACAAACGUGAAGAAGAAGCUGUCCAUGCUUUACGUGACAAAUACAAGAAUGAUCUUGACAAGGUCGUUGAUAUUGUUUUGUCACAUUCCAAAGUUGAGGCAAAGAAUAAUCUGAUCUUACACCUUUUAGAUCAGAUCAGGCCCGCAAAUGUUGGACAAGCCCUUGACAGGUUCUAUUCACCGAUUUUGAAAAAAUUGGCGGAGCUUGGAGGACGUUUCACAACUAAAGUUGCAUUGAAAGCGCGUGAAUUGUUGAUUCAUUGUCAUUUACCUUCUUAUGAAGAAAGGUACGCUCAGAUGGAACAAAUAUUGAAGGCCGCAGUUAUAGAGAGUCAUUACGGAGAUGAUGGUUAUGAUUAUCGAACCCCAAGUUAUGAUUCUCUCAAAGAAUUAAUUGACACGCGAUUUGCAGUUUUCGAUGUUCUUCCGAAUUUCUUUUAUCAUCAAGACAGUUGGGUUGGACUUGCCGCAUUAGAAGUUUACGCCCGACGCGCUUAUCGUGCCUAUCAACUUAUAAAUGUUGAAUAUCACACAGAUCAGGCCCCAUUUAUGGUCUCUUGGAACUUCUUGCUUCAUACUGCUAUGACUGAUAAUCCAUCUGCUUCGGUCGAAAGUCCUUCAUUUUUUAGCAUGAGACGUUCAGGUUCAAUAUCAGAUUUAAGUUAUUUGAUUCCGAAAACCGAGAAUGAACCGCUUCGUGUUGGCGCCAUGAUUUCCUGCACUUUGAAUGAAGAAAUAGAAAGAAAUAUACCGCGAAUUUUGAAACUUUUUCCAAAAGUACAAACCGUUCAAGGAUGGCAAUCUCAGGAUCCAUCAGAUAGGAACAAUAUAAAUAAUGUUUUGAACAUCGCUUUAAGGCUGGAAGAUGAUGCUAUAGAGGAUGAAGCUUUGAAAAAACAACUCAAACCCCUUAUACAACGACAUUCUUAUGAAUUACGUGAACAUGGGAUACGACGUAUUACUAUUGUCCUAUUUCGAAAAGGUCAAUAUCCUGGGUAUUUCACGUUCCGUGAAGGAGCUGAUUAUACCGAGGACCAAACAAUUCGUCACAUCGAACCAGCCAUGGCUUAUCAGCUUGAGCUUACGAGGUUAUCCAAUUUCGAUAUUACACCUUGCUUUACUGAUAAUCGACAGAUUCACGUUUAUUACGCCGUUGGUAAAGAAAAUACUUCAGAUUGUAGAUUCUUCAUUCGAUCCUUGGUUCGUCCUGGUCGGUUGCGAAAUAGCGUGCGUACGGCAGAUUAUCUAAUCUCCGAGUCCGACAGAUUAUUGAAUGAGAUUUUGGAUUCCCUUGAGAUCGUUAGUUCAGAACAUAAGAACUCCGAUUGCAACCAUUUAUUCAUAAAUUUCAUCCCAACAUUUGUGUUGGAACCAAAACAAGUUGAGGAAGCCGUUAAGGGAUUUAUUGAUAGGCACGGCAAAAGAUUGUGGAGGUUGCGUGUUACCGGAGCCGAAGUUCGUUUCAAAGUUGAAGACCCUACAUUAGGAACAAGUUAUCCUUUACGUGUUAUCAUUAAUAAUGUCUCCGGGUAUGUGGUUAAAGUAGAAACUUAUCAGGAGGUGAAAACGGAACGUGAAAGUUGGAUUCUUAAAUCAAUUGGUCAACAGGGUUCAAUGCACUUGCAACCAACCAACACACCUUAUCCAACGAAAGAAUGGCUUCAACCAAGGCGUUAUAAGGCUCAUUUAAUGGGUACCACCUACGCUUACGAUUUUCCCGAAUUAUUUCGUCAAGCUAUUAGAAUACUAUGGAAUCGUGCAUCUCAUCAUAGUCCAAAUCUUAAAUGUCCUAGCGAUGUUUUGGAAGCCAAAGAACUUGUGCUUGACGAGAUGAAUAAUUUACAAGAAGUGGAUAGAGCUCCGGGAACGAAUUCAUUUGGCAUGGUUGCAUGGAUCUUUACGCUUUUUACCCCCGAAUAUCCCAAAGGUAGAAAAAUUGUCGUGAUUGCAAAUGAUAUCACAUAUCAAAUUGGUUCUUUUGGACCUAUAGAAGAUCAAUUUUUCUACAAAGCAACCGAAUUGGCAAGGAAAUUGGGAAUACCGAGAGUAUACUUGUCAGCAAAUUCUGGUGCAAGGAUUGGAUUGGCGGAAGAAGUUAUGAAUCAUUUUAACGUUGCAUGGGUCGAUAAAGGAAAUCCAAGCAAAGGUAUCAAAUAUCUUUAUCUCGAUUCAGAGACUUAUAAGCAAUUGCAACAAAAUGGAAGGAAAUCCGUUAUCGCAGAAGAAAUAGUUGAGGAAGGAGAGACACGACAUAAAAUCACCGAUAUUAUUGGAUCAAAAGAUGGGCUUGGCGUUGAAUGUUUGAAGGGUUCGGGAUUAAUCGCUGGGAUAACAUCGCGUGCAUACGAGGACAUUUUCACAAUAACGUUAGUUACUUGUCGUUCAGUCGGUAUCGGAGCUUACUUAGUAAGAUUGGGACAGCGUACUAUUCAAAAUGAGGGUCAACCCAUAAUAUUAACCGGAGCACCAGCAUUGAAUAAGGUGUUGGGAAGAGAAGUUUAUACGGGGAAUCUACAACUCGGAGGCACACAAAUUAUGUUCAAGAAUGGUGUUUCACAUCUGACUGCACAAAAUGAUUUGGAAGGCAUUACAAAGAUAAUGCAAUGGCUUUCUUAUGUUCCAGCCGUUCGAAAUUCUCCUGUACCAAUAUUUAUGAAUUCAGAUACUUGGGACAGGGAUGUUAAUUAUAUGCCCCCCAAAGGGCCAUACGAUCCAAGAUGGUUAAUUGCGGGCAAAUAUGAGAUUGAAAGAGAUCCCAACAGUUGGGUUAGUGGAUUUUUUGAUAAAGGAUCCUUUGUUGAAACAUUAAGUGGAUGGGCGAGGACCGUUGUUGUUGGACGAGCACGUCUUGGUGGAAUUCCAAUGGGUGUUAUAGCGGUUGAAACUCGUACCGUCGAAAGCAUAGUUCCAGCUGAUCCGGCUAAUGCGAAUUCUCAUCAGCAGUUGAUGAUGGAAGCCGGACAAGUUUGGUACCCUAAUUCAGCUUAUAAGACUGCUCAAGCUAUUAAUGACUUUAACAAAGGUGAACAAUUGCCCUUGAUGAUUUUUGCUAAUUGGCGAGGAUUUUCAGGAGGUCAAAGGGAUAUGUUUCAAGAGAUUUUAAAAUAUGGAUCUUAUAUCGUGGACGCACUUACUAAUUACAAGCAGCCUGUAUUUGUUUAUAUUGUUCCUAAUGGAGAACUACGUGGUGGUGCUUGGGUUGUAAUAGAUCCUACCAUUAACGAAGAUAUGAUGGAAAUGUACGCCGAUACAAAAUCAAGAGCUGGUGUACUUGAACCCGAAGGAAUUGUAGAAAUUAAAUUCAGAAAGCCACAAUUGCUCGCAACAAUAGAAAGGUUAGAUGAAACUUACCGUAGCCUUAAGAAAUCAUUAAAUGAUCCGACAAGAACUGAAUUACAAAAACGAGAAAUUAAAUUACAGUUGGACGCAAAAGAACAAGAAUUGUUACCGAUAUAUUCACGAGUAGCUCUUCAAUUUGCAGAUUUACAUGAUACACCAGGAAGAAUGAAAUCCAAAGAAACGAUAAGAAAAUCGUUAGAAUGGAAGGAAUCUAGGAGAUUCUUUUAUUGGCGAGUGCGAAGGAGGUUACAUGAAGAGUACAUAUUUAGAGAUUUGAUUAAGGCAAAUGAUAAAUUGACUAGAAACGAGAUGAAACAAUACUUAAUAAAUUGGUAUAAAAAGGACAAUAAUAUUGAAGAUGACAAUUAUGAAUUUGAUUGGGAAGAAUCAGAUGAAGAAAUUGAAUUAAUUGAUGAAUUUGGGGAUUUAUCAUCGACUUUUGAAUGA